ACGUAUUCGUGAAUAUCUAUGAUACAUCGUUUGUUUUCUGACUGUAUUUUAUUUUUAACAAGUAGUAGCAGGUAAUAGUUCUUGGUUGUGACGUUAGUCGGCGACGAAUUAAUAAAAUGGUUGUUCAGGAUUGAUGCUUCAUCUAAAUAACGUAUAUGCUAUUGUCAGUGAAAUUAAAUACCAGGGAGAAUAUUUGAUAACAGUGAGGUCAAUGUUAUCACUGAAUUUACGUUUACCAAUGCUGAAAUGAAGCUAAAGUAUGUUAUGUAUGGUUACGCGUUGGAUUUACGCGGAAUAUUAUCGCAGAUCGCCCCUGACGGGCUCUGCGUUUCAUCGGAUUAAUAUUAAUCAAUGGCUUUAUUUGAGAAGAGGUAUACUAAUAAAAUAUUGUUAGAUGAUACAGAGAAGUUGACAAGUGUCAUUGAAAAUGCUAGAACAAUUGACGGGCAUACGGAAUAUGUGAUUAGAGUACAACGCGGUCCUCUACCUGAAAAAACGUGGAGAGUGAGCAAACGUUACAAUGACUUCGUUCAACUUAAUGCAGUUUUGUCAUUAUCAGGCAUUGACCUGCCAUUACCUCCUAAAAAGAUCAUUGGAAACAUGGAGCCUGACUUUAUAGCUCAACGUCAACUAGCUUUACAGAAUUAUUUAAAUAUAGUACUAAUGAAUCCCAUAUUGGCAUCAUCUCUUCCUAUGAAAAAAUUUUUAGAUCCUGAUAAUUAUACAACGCCGUUACAUGAAAUAGCACUACAGCAAGUAUCAUUAGCUUUACGCAGUGAUGCUAAUUUCGAAGUUGGGAAAGCUAUUCCUGAUAUGGGAUGGCGGUUAAGAAAAUAUUAUUAUACUGUUAAGAAUCGUCAAAAUCCAAAGCAAGAAUAUUUACUUGCUUGGGUAGAAUUUGGACCAGAUAAGCAUCUUCAGGACAAAGAUAUGCAAGGGGUUUUCAAAAGUCUGGGUACUUUGAAACAUAAUUACAUUGAACCAAUAGUUCACCAGCAUGUAACAGAGAAUGGAGCUCUUAUGAUAAGAAAUUUUUGUCCAACGGGUACACUGCGUGAUAUACUUUGUAUGACCAAACCUAAGCAGUCAUUCAUAAAAAAGUAUGGAAAUCCAAAACAAGUUAAAUCACUCACAUUACCUGAAGUUACUACUUAUGGUUAUCAGAUAUUGGAAGCGUUAAGUUUUUUACAUGAGAAAGGAUUACCUUAUGGGCAUCUACAUACAGGCAACAUAUUAUUGACACAGGGAUGUGCUAAAUUAUUAGAUAUAGAAAAUGGCCUUUUGGGUUUACCAGCAUUUUAUAGGCCUUAUGUUGUUCAGAGACGAAAACUUCAUGCCACGACUCAAGUGGAUGUCUAUUCGUUUGGACAUGUAUUAUAUGAGAUGGCAUUUGGCAGACCAUUAUUAGAAGCAAUGUGUUCUGAAAUGCCAACUUGCGAUAUAACAUUGAAAAAUCUACUGGAGGUAAUUUUAUCACCAGAGGCUCUCAAGCAGGACUUACCUAAGGUUCAACGUUUGCUAGAGCACCCAUUUUUUGAAACAGUGCGACGUACGAAUCUCGCUAUCAGUUCUAUAGAAAAACCACAUUUUAAACUUAGUAAUCAUUUGAAGGAAGCUUUACAAGAAGCAAUGAAUAAAGCAGAGCAAAGAUUGAGAGAUGAACAAAAGGUAGUUAGACAUCAGAAAAGGCUUGUGAAGGUUCAAGAAUUGAUGAGCACUGAAGAAGAAAUGAAAAAACGAAAACAGAAAUUGAAAAAGGAGCAAAAAUUAGCACAGGAACAACAUAUGUCUAAUCAAUUGGGAACAAAUGGUACAAAACAAGUAAAUGAUAAAAGUUCAGAAAGAUCUGAUAGCCCAACGAGUACAUCUACUGCUACCAGUGUUGGAACAUUAACGCCCCCAUCGCUUGGUUUUACAGAAAUGCCACAUGGUGAUGUACCUGUUAAAAACAUCAAUCCAUUACCACCAGCGUCUGUGUCAUCUGGUGAAGUAGAGGCCCCUAUAUCAAAACCAGGCAACGAACGUGCAGCUUUACUCGGAAGUAUCUGUUCGUUUGAUAAAAGUAAACUUCGUAGAAUUGUCAAUGGUAAUCAUUAGAGAACCUUCUCAAAGAACAAAUCAUUUCGUAAGUAAUGUUGUUCUUUUUUUUUUCUUGUUAUAAGAAAACGUGAGUUUAUUGAAUUAAAGAAAUGUUUGUUCUAUACGAGAAAAAUUUAAGUACAACAUUUUAAAAUUAUUUAGUAUUGCAAGUACCACUCUGUGUACAUAAAUCUACAAAAUUAUGGAUGUACUGGUAAAAAAUAAUGUAGAGAAAAUAUUACAAAAAGAAAAAAAAAAAUAUAUAUAUAUAUAUAUAUAUAUAAUUACAUACAGUAUUCUAAAAAAAAAUGUCAUGAAUGAAUUGGAAGACUUAAAAAAACUAUAAAAUUAAAGUUAAAUGUAUAAUCAUUAUUAAUUUGGUAGUGCCUGAAAUUAUAUAAAAAUUUUUUUAUUUAUCUUAUAGUAGUAUUAUAUAGUACCAAAUUUUCCAAUACACAAGAUUUUAUAGUCAUACAAUUUUUUUGUGAAGUAUUAAUUAUCUGAAAUUAUAAAAUACUUCGUAUAAUGUUUCUAAGUGAAAUGGACUUUUGAAAGAGAGAAAGAGAGAGAGAGGGGUGAGGAGGAAGAGGGAGAAGGAGAGAGAGAGAGAGAGAGAGAGAGAAAGAGAGAGAGAGAAAUAUUAAGUGAACAAACACAUAUUCAUAAGAUAAAUACGAUAUUUAAUCGUAUCGUAUUAAGAGACACAGAUACAUGAAAUAUAAAUGUUAGUAUUUCUUUAUAUAUAUUUUAUUAUUUUUUUUGAGAUGUCUCUUAGUAUAAUGUAUCUAAACUCAUAUUACAUACGAUAUUUAAUCUUAUUGUAUUAAAAAAAGGAGGAGAUAUAUGAAAUAUGAUUAUUAUUAUUUUUUAUGUAUCUUUUAUCAUUCUGUUUAGAGACAUCUUGUGUGCAAUGUAUUUAAAUUUAUAUAAUAUGUGUAUCCACUUAUUAUAGUAAUCAUAUUUAAAAAUAUUAUUAUAACAAGAUUUCAUGAAAAUUCUAAAAAAUAUAUAUAGAAAACCAAAUUUUAACGAUUACAAUGAUAAAUAUAAAUAUAAUUGUUUCUCAUCUCCUAUUAUCUAUAUACAUUAUAAUAUGCAUAAAAACAUGAAAUAGGAGUAAACCACACAACUAAAGAGAAUUGCUUAUAUAGAUUUGCAUAUAUAUCUCUAUAACUUUUUAAACUGAAUUCAUAUUCAUACAGACAGUAAAAAAACAAAAAAAAAAAAAAACAAAAAAAAAAAGAAAAGAAAAAUAUGAACACCAAUUGUUUUUAUCAGAAUCUUAUCAAAUAAAAUCUUUUGAUUGUCUCUUUCUUUUAGAAACCGUCCAGAGAAAGAUGUAAAGGUUCGAGAAAUUUUUUCAUACCUUAAAAGGAUUUGAAACUAUUUAAGAUAUAUAAUAAUAUUUUUUACAUCAAAUUGUUUCUUUCAUUCUAGAUAUAUCAGACUAUUUUCGUUAUGGAAUAUAACACGUAGACGAAAAACAUUAUAUGUCAGAGUGUGAUAAUGUCGUAUUUUAGUUAUUCCUUCCGUUAGCUUUACUUUAUAUAUAUAUAUAUAUAUAUCAAACGUUUAUAAUGAUAAAAAUGCAUAAUUUAUGUUUACGUACGCGAAAUAUAAGGCGAGAAGAUCGUAUGUCCUUUUUGUAUCAUUUAUAAGAUCAUUCUAACCAGUUUCAUAAGCAAAAAAAAAACGUGCCAAGACAUACGUAAUCAUUGCGUUAAUAACCUUCGUUAUAUUGUUAGUUUGUAGAAUAAAUUAUCUUUCUGUAGGAUACUAUGAAUGUCAUUAUCUAUCGAUGUUAAAUCGGAAAAUGUAAUAUAAACAUUAUUUUAAUACACCUAAUGUCCCUUGUAUGUAGGGCUUUAAAAUGUCUUUAAAAUCAAAAAUUAUAACUACCAAGGGACACAAAAUUACAUGAUUAAUAGUAUUUUUAAAUGAGUUUAAAAAAAUGUGGAAAAAAUUAAUUCUUCCUCGAACGAUAUACUUGUGUGUACAGUGAUUUAAAAAAAAUUUGAGUAAUGCAUUUAACAAACAGAUUCAUAUAUUUUAUGAGAAAAGCAACUAUUUCUAGAUUCUAUCCAACGUUUAUUUUUAUUAUUAUUAUUAUAAUAAAAUUAUGUACACAUUCUCAUGUCACUUUAAGAAUUAUAGAAAAACUAUAUUAUAUGUAUAUGUGGCUCUAAUAAUUGUAUUAUGGUGUCAAGUAGUUUAUACAGCUUAUUUAAACAAACAAAAAUAUAUUGAAAAGAUUAAUUUAUAGUAGAAUGUCAUUGUUACCAUAGUUACGUCGAUGUAUAAAGACCGUUAAAAAACAUUCGAAUUAUUCCAUAUCAAAAUAAAACACAUUUUGCCAUUUAAUAAUAUAAUAUUAUAUAAUGAAAAGUUUUAAGAAAAGAUUCUUACACACAGAAGGAAUUAUAAUUUGAAAAAUUCAAAUCAGUUUAGAAAAUAGAAUGUUGUGAGAGAAGAAUAUUAACGCUUUGACUUAGCCAAAGAUCUUUUUAUAGCUACUACAUACGUUUAUUCUGAAAGAAAUAAUAAAAGAAUAAAAUAAAAGCAGUAGUUAUAAUAAUAAAGUUUUUAUUGCACUGAAAAUGACACAUAUAAAAAGCUAUAUAUAUAUAUGAUGAUGAUGAAAUAUACAAAUAAAGUAUAAAUAUAAACCAAACAUAAACUUAAAAUAACGUGAAAGCAAAAUUUAGAAUAAAUGCUCUUUUGAAAUUUAAAAAAUAAUCUAUUUAAUGUUAUUUUACUAAAUAAUAUCUAAUUUGAUAGGUACUUGAUUAAACUUAUAAUUUGAUGUUAAUAUAUAUAUAUAUAUAUUUUUUUUUUUUUUAAUUAUAUAUCAUUUAUAGAUGUAAUAGGCUUCCAACAAUGACAUUUUUUUAAAUAAAAGCAAGUGUAAAUUAUGCACAUACAAUCCAACAAUUUAGUCUGUAAUCAAAGCUAAACUAACUAUUCUAAAAUUUACAUAUUUGGUUUACAAGGGAUUUAUUUAAAAUAAUAACAAAUAAACAGAGAAACACGAUAUAACAACAUAAAUUAGAAAAAUAUCACAAGAGAUACAAAAAAAAAAAAAAUAAAUAAAAAAAAUAAAAAAAUAAAAAUAAAAAAGAAAAAAAAAAGAAAAAAAAAACAAUAUUUGCUGUAAAGAAUUAUUGUAAAUACAGGUGUCUCUAUUUCUUUUAAGUGAAAAGUAAUAGAAAUCAUAAAAAUACAAAUUUUCUAUUUUGUAAACGAUUUUUAAAAUUACUAUAGACGUUAUUCCUUGAAUAUUUAUUUUAUAUAAAUUAUACUUUACAUUUAAGAUCCUUGUAUACUUAAUUGUAUACUAAAAGAUGUCUGUAAGUUCAUAGAUAUAUAAAAAUAGUAUUUAUGUUGUAAAGUUGUAUUUUAUGUUCUAUUUAUUUCAAACAGAUUUUUAAUACGAUUCAUUGAUUAUUUCUAAGAACAAAAAAAAUUAAAUUUUUUUUGUAAUAUUAUGAAAUAAUUAUGAAAAUAAAUAUCAACGAAUAGUGGAAAAUAUUAUAAUUGUAUUAAUGGUACAAACUUACUAUUAGGAACAAGUUUUUAAAAGCUGAUAAAUGAGUACAUGCAGUUUUUUUAAAUCAUUAUACAAUUGGUAAUUGCAAUAGAAUUAUCAUUUGAUUAUAAUAGAAUUGUCAUCAUUACUGUCAUCGAUACUGUGAACAAAGAAACCUUUUUUCGAUGGUCAAAUUACUUUAUAGUUUUUCAAUUGAUUAUUGAAGAUUAUAAGGUUUUCUUUUCAAACAUACAUAUACAUACAUACAUACAUAUAUAUAUAUAUAUAUAUAUAUAUAUAUAUAUAUAUAUAUAUAUAUAUAUAUAACUUUUACGUAAUAUAUAUAUUGAUGUUUUAAUAAUUUAACUUAAACUAAAUGUUAAAUCAUGGAGUCAUAUUAAAAAUACAAGUCAUAGCAUUUUCAAAAUUAUCUACAUCUUGCAUCUUCAAGAAAUGUUUAUUUAGGAAGCUUUUGAUUAAAUAUAUCGAUAAAUUUUUUCCAUUCGCCUUUUUGUCAUUAUUGGCAUAAAUAUGUACACAGUGGUAUGUGUUAUUAAAUUGAUUAAAAAAGAAAAAAUAAAUUAUAAUUUGCAUUGAUAAAUAUUAUGCAAAUUUUGUAAUCAACAAAUAUAGAAAGUAAAAAAAAAAAAAAAAAAAAAA
Vespa crabro (European hornet) is the source of this 6265-nucleotide messenger RNA. RefSeq names its product PX domain-containing protein kinase-like protein. NCBI's taxonomy places the organism in Eukaryota, Metazoa, Arthropoda, Insecta, Hymenoptera, Vespidae. The transcript has 7 exons. The record is from RefSeq and is a predicted model, not a curated record. Gene Ontology annotation, molecular function: protein kinase activity; ATP binding; phosphatidylinositol binding. Gene Ontology annotation, cellular component: extrinsic component of endosome membrane; early endosome; late endosome. Gene Ontology annotation, biological process: early endosome to late endosome transport; endosome to lysosome transport; protein targeting to lysosome. Bases 352 to 2097 code for a protein of 581 amino acids.